AUAGGAUAUUGUAGGGGAGUCAAGGUAACUGUCCCUUCUUUCUGCAAUGCCUAACCUCUACAAUAAGUAGAACCUCCCAUUCUCCUAUAGACAAAACCCUUCCAAGAACACCUUGAAGACAUCAAGUGAACCCACACUAAUUCCUGUUCUUUUCUGCAGAUUUCUACCAAGAAACCCUCCAUAGAUGGCAACUGAAAUGACCGUAAAGCUUCUGGUAGACAAAAACAGAAACAAGGUUCUCUUCGCCGAAGCAGGAAAGGACUUUGUGGAUUUCCUCUUCAGCCUUCUGACUUUGCCUAUGGGCACCAUAGUGAAACUCCUCACCCCAACUCAUAUCCCUACUGGCUGCAUCGGCAAUCUCUAUUCCAGCGUAGAUAAUCUGGACAACCUUUACAUCCAACCAGACGUCCAGAAAUCCCUGGUUUUGGAGCCCAAGAUUGGUUAUUGCAGCAAUGAAAUGCAAAUGCUGCUUAUGCAGAGUGCCAACUCUUCGCAGAGUAACGAACCGCCGACCCUUUAUGGUUGUACCAACUCGUACCAUAAUAGCUCUUGUGGGGGUUACGUGAGCUAUGUAAUGGAAACUAAGUGUGGUAGUUGUCAACAGAACAUGACGCGUAAGGUGUGUGUCGUUGAGGGAGAAAGCUCGACGGUGGCGAAAAGUGGUGUUGGAGGUGGAGGAGGAGGGUAUGUGAAGGAGGUGGUGACUUACAUGAUUACUGAUGAUCUGGAGGUGAAGCCAAUGUCUACCAUCUCUAGUAUUACCUUUCUUAAUAGGUAUGAUAUUAAGGAUAUCGGAGCCUUGGAGGAUAGGGUCGUUCAUUUGGGCAUGAAAGAGGUUGUGUUUUCAAUUCGUUUGUGGACAGGGUUUGGAUUUGUUAAAGACGUCAUUGCAAUCAAAGUCAGUUCUUUCGGAUGUCUUCCUUAAAGAAGAGAUCUAAUAAGUUUUAAACCAUCUUCUUCUUCUUCACCAAAGACUUGCCCAACACAGUGACUUGUUUCUUCGGGUUGGCUUCUUCAGUAGCUCUCAUUUUCAUCAUCUUUCUCGUCUUCUUUGUUUUGUUUGUGGUGGUAACACCUCUAGUUUUUCAGUUCUGAGUUGUGGCUGUAAUUAAUGUUGUGUUACUUUGUUGGCUUUAAUUCUCCCUAUCCUUAUUAUCUUCCUAUUUGAUAAUUCACAUAGAACUGGGAGAACUGAAUUAAUAUCAUGUUGCUUUUUUUUGUGAAAA
Macadamia integrifolia is the source of this 1226-nucleotide messenger RNA. RefSeq lists its product as uncharacterized. The transcript has 2 exons. Lineage: Eukaryota; Viridiplantae; Streptophyta; Magnoliopsida; Proteales; Proteaceae. The record is from RefSeq and is a predicted model, not a curated record. The coding region runs from base 185 to 925 and encodes 246 amino acids.